UGUUAUCUCUGGCUUUGUGUUCAUUACGCUAAUAUUGUGUUUGUAACAGAUAUGUGAAUGGUAAUUCAUGAUGACUUUCCCUUGAAGGAAUAAAGAGGUUUCAGGAGGACAUCUGUACGAUGUGGGGAAAGACGAUACCUCAGGUCAUGGUCAUAAGUUUCAAGUUUGUGUGUCCUCUAUUUCUUGUGGUGAUCUGCUGCUACUCCUUCUACUCCUACCGACCCCCAAAGUACGGGGACUACAUCUACCCCACCUGGGCAACAGCUGUUGGGUGGCUCAUAUCCUUUUCAUCACUCCUGCCGUUUCCGAUUGUUUUCAUAUGGACGGUUUACAACACUCCAGGGGCAACCAUGAAAGAGAAACUGAAGAAAUCUCUCAGGCCCAAUGAAUAUUGGAGUCGAUCAUCUCCAGAAGAAGAAUUCAUUGAAGUUUUACAACCAAUGAUCAAACUUUCCACCUGAGGAGGAAAACUCUCGGCGUGUCCAAAUAUUUGUGACAAAAGUCGUUUUAGAUUUGUCCUCGUAUUCUCAUUUGUACUGGAUAUGUGUAAUGCUGUCAUUUUGAUAACCUUCAACGUUGUUGUCUGUGUUGACUGCUUGCUAUAACAUUUAUUAUCAUAACACCAUAAAGGAAAUCUAAAGAGAUUAUUAAAAUUGUUUUCUGCAUACAAAUAUA
Haliotis rubra (blacklip abalone) is the source of this 675-nucleotide messenger RNA. RefSeq names its product sodium- and chloride-dependent glycine transporter 1-like. Gene Ontology annotation, biological process: sodium ion transmembrane transport. The transcript is spliced from 3 exons. Gene Ontology annotation, cellular component: membrane. Bases 120 to 461 code for a protein of 113 amino acids. The record is from RefSeq and is a predicted model, not a curated record. Lineage: Eukaryota; Metazoa; Mollusca; Gastropoda; Lepetellida; Haliotidae.